AUGCUGAUGUUGUAUCUUCAUAUUUUGUUAUGUAUUUUCUUAAAUAAUCCUGUACUUGUUACAAAUGAGAAUAAUUUUUUCAUCAAAAUUUUAAGGUCUCAAGAAAAAAAAAUAGAAAAUGAGGUGUCGCUUUAUGAAAAGUUGAAUAAUCGUAUUUUGUUCGAAGGUAGUGAUGAUUUCUCAAACUUAGAUAAGUUGAAAAGUUUAUUAUCAUUUCAAAAAAAGAUAGACAACACAAUAAGAAAAAAGCAAAAGGAAGAAAAUAAACUCAAAAAAUUUCAACAAGCUAUAAAAAAUGGUAAUAAUAUUUAUCCUGUGGGGAAUAACCCACAAGGUUUUGAAAAAAAAGAAAGAGAGGAAAAAGAACAAGAAAAAACAUAUAUGAACAAUGUUAUAAAUAAAAUAAAUGAACAAAAAGGAAAUUAUUAUGAACCUAAUAAAAAUAUUAAUAACAAAUAUACAGAGGAUCUAACCUCAAAUGGUUUAUUAUAUAAUAAAGAUAAAAUAAAAAAUCAAUUUAAUAAUCCUCAUCAAGAAAAAUUUAUAAGAAAACAUGAACAUGAACGUGAACAUGAAGGUAAAAAUGAAGGUAAAAAUGAACAUAAAAAUGAACAUAAAAAUGAACAUAAAAAUGAACAUGUACAUGUACAUGAACAUAAUUCAAAAAAUUAUGAAGGAAACCCCCCAAAAAAUGAAUAUCCUAAUAUAAAUUUUACAAACAUACUAAAUAGUAUUGAUUUUUAUAAAAAAAUUGAUUUAGUAAAAAAUUAUUUCGGAUAUAAUAAUAAUGAAACUCUAAAUCAAAAUAUGAAAGAGCAAAAAAAUAUGCAGAAUCAUCAUGUAGAAAAUGAAAAAAAUAAUAUGAUACAAGCAAAUAAUCAAGUUGAUGAAAAUCAAAAUAAUCAUCAAUAUAAUAAUAAUUUUCAUAAUCAAAAGAAUGAUAAUUUAAAGCAAGACACAAAAGAUAAUUCAUCAGAACAAACAUAUAAUAAUUCAAAUAAUAAUAUUGAAGAUAAUAAUCAUAUAAAAUUUUUCAUAUCAAAAGAUAUAGAGAAAAAAAAAAAUAAACAAAAUGAUAUAAAUGAAUCUGUUUACAAUGCUAUUAAAAAUAAAAAUUUACAUUUAAGAAGAAAUAAUAUUAAAGAAAUUUUUGAUGUUGAUGAUUUAGUUAAAAAUAUUAAAUCUUUUUUAGGAAUAAAAUCUAAUAUACAUGAAGCAUUUGAAAAUCAAAAAUUAAUUAUUAAGAAUUGUAAUUAUGAAUCAUUCGGACCAGAACUUUGUAGUGUAGAUGAAAAAGCAAAAGAAAUGUUAUGGAAAUAUGAAAAGAAAAAAAACAGCGCAUUCUUAUUUAUAAUAUUAUUUACUCUAUUCUUUAGUUUAAUUAUACAAAACAUUGUAUAUUUUAUUGAAAAAAAGGUCAGAAAUUCAAAAGAUCAAUUUAGAAAAGACCUUUUAAAUACAGCAUUUAGACAAAUAUCUCUAAUAACAAUUAUUAAUCUAACUAUAUGGGGAAUACUACAAACGAAUAUAGCUGAAGCCCUCGAUGAAGUUAUUUUUAACGACAUUUUACCAAGACACAGAAAUAUAGAUGGAGUUCUACAUAAUGUUGAACCAUUGUUAGAAGUCAUAUUUGAGAAAAUUUUAUUUAUAUCCAUGAAUUUUUUAAUAUGUUAUUCCAUAUUCAUAGUAAGCAUCCAUUUUGUCACAAGAACCAUAUUAAAAUGGUUUUCCGAAUCGGAUAAUUCUGAUGUUUCUAGUGUAGCAAAAGAAGUGAAAGAAUCUCAGAGAAAAUGUUUUCGAAAUUAUUUCUUUUUCUUUAGAAAUGUGAGGAAUUCAAAAUAUUUAGCUCACAGAUAUGACUUUUCCGAAAAUGUCGAUGCUAUAAGUAUACCCGGAUUAGAUCCCAAUGGAUAUUAUUAUUAUGAAUAUAUGAGAGCUUCCUUAUUAAAAUAUAAUGUGAAAUUAAUUAAAAUACCAAACGCUGUAAUUCUAUUUUUAAUUUUUGUAUGUAUUUCUUUGAGACCAUUUUAUAAUAUAAGAUUAAAGGCGGAAGUUAUAUUUUUAAAUGUAUUAUCACUUAUAUGUAUAAUAGGACUAAUAUCUCUUUUUGUUUAUUUGUACCGAAUUGAUACGAAGUUGUUACCUAGAGACAUAUCAAAAUAUUUAUUAAAUAAAUAUCAUAUUGAGACAUGUGAUAAGAAUAAAAGAGACGUUACUCCAUAUUAUAAAUUAUUAAAGCAAGAGUCUGUAUAUCCCUCGGCGCUAAAUUAUUUUUUCUACAAAACAACGUUCCCAAACAAACAUGAACAAUUAUUCCUUUUGUGGGGAAAUGGUCCAUCUUUGAUUAAUUUUAUAUUCCAAACCUUAUGUUUUUGCUUUUUAAUCAUAUUAUCUUGCUGGAUAUUUUUAUUAAGAGUUGAUAACAUAACAUGGUUUCAACUAUAUAGUUAUGGAAGCUUAUCCAUAUGUGUGUGUAUAUUAGUCUUUUUCUUCAUAUUAAAAUAUAUAAUUUAUUAUAAUGUUAUGGUUACUAAAACGGGUUAUUUAAUAGAUACCAAGUUAUUGGAGCAGGUUUGGGAAUAUGAAAGAUCAGAUAAUAUAAAGAGAAUAUCAGAAUUUAUUGAUGCCAUAAAAAUUAAGUCAACUUUACAUGCAUUAAAAGAAGGAGGAGAAAUAUUUUGGAGACAACUAUUAAUAAAAUCAAGCACUGUUCCAUCCAAUAUACAAGAGAAAAUGUUUAGUAUUUGGAUAGGCUUAGAUGAAGAAAAUAGAGGAAUUAUCGAUUCAUCAAAGAUAUUGAAAUUUCUAAAAUCACAAGGAAUUAAUCUAACAUCUGAACAUGAUAUUAGGGAAUUUUUGGAGGUAUUUGAUAGAAAUAAUAAAAACGGUUUAAAUCAAGAAGAAUUCUUUGUUCUCAUUAUUAUUGUGAAACAAAUUUUGGUGGAGCUUUUGGACAUAAAUGCUGUUCAGUCCCUAUUCGAAGAAGUAUAUGGCAUACCUUGGAAAUCGUUAUCUUCCAUUGAUGUUAAUAGUUUAAAAAAAAUACUAACAGAAUUAAAUUUAAAAUGGCCACAUGGAAAAAUCAGAAACCUCAUUGAUUUUGUUUGUGAAAAUAAAAAAACAAAAUAUGUUAGUGCGGAAUAUUUCAUUAAACAACUAAUAAAUAUAGAAGAAGUCACAUUACAACCUUUUCAUUCAGCAUCUGAUUCGAAAUAA
Messenger RNA from Plasmodium falciparum 3D7, 3216 nucleotides. RefSeq names its product putative rhoptry neck protein 11 (gene RON11). The record is from RefSeq and is a predicted model, not a curated record. Gene Ontology annotation, molecular function: calcium ion binding. NCBI's taxonomy places the organism in Eukaryota, Apicomplexa, Aconoidasida, Haemosporida, Plasmodiidae.